This is a messenger RNA of Eucalyptus grandis, 1059 nucleotides long. Its product is annotated as heavy metal-associated isoprenylated plant protein 35. The coding region runs from base 25 to 888 and encodes 287 amino acids. The transcript has 3 exons. The record is from RefSeq and is a predicted model, not a curated record. Gene Ontology annotation, molecular function: metal ion binding. Lineage: Eukaryota; Viridiplantae; Streptophyta; Magnoliopsida; Myrtales; Myrtaceae.
AGAGAAACUCCCUCGUAAAAAACUAUGGUCUUUCGCUUCUUUUCGACUCCUGUGACAGAGAGGUGCGAGAAGUCAGAGGGCAUGGCCAAGGAAGCCGAACUCAAGAAGAUUGAGCUGAAGGUGUCUGUAGACUGCUGUGAUGGCUGCAAGAAGAAGGUCAAGAAGGCAUUGCAGACUGUUGAAGGCGUUUUGAAGACGGAAAUCGAUCCUUGGCAGCCGAAGGUGAUAGUCCUUGGAAAUGUGGAUCCCCGUAUACUGAUCAAGAAACUAGCCCGAGUCGGGAAACAGGCGGAAGUUUGGACUCGCGAGAACAAGAAUGACGACAGAGACAGAAGAGAGAAAGAAGCUCCCAAAACCGGGUCAGAUCAGCCAAAGUGCUCAGAAUCAAACGAUAAGCCGAAAGUAAAAACCAAUGAGGCAAUUUCCUCUGUAGAUGACGGCAAAGAAAAAGCUUCAAUGAAGAAUAAGGAUACAGACAACAACAAAAACAACAAGAAGGAAACAGACAACAACAAAAACAACAACAGCAACAACAACAGCAGCAGCAAGAGUUCUGUAAACACUGAGGCCAUGAAAACCGAGGCUCCUCUUCCUUUGAGACAACCCGAGUCCAAUAAUGUUAUGUAUCCAAUUCCAGGCAUUCCAGGCGUUCCAGGUAUUGUGCAAGGUGAUCCUAAGACCCAAUGCUUUUACUUGGUUGAGCCUCGUCCUAUGGGCAUCCCAUAUUACGCCGUAUGUUCGUAUAUGGCUCCCUUGCCUCCCACGAGUUAUGGCCAAGAAUAUUACUCCUAUGAAAGGCGACCGGUACAGAUGGAAAUUCAGGCGCCAUUCACCAGGGUAGGAGACUACUUCAAUGACGACAACACGGUGGGGUGCCAUGUGAUGUGAGAAAGACGGAAAUCAGUGCAGAGAUGAGUUCAGAAGAGAGCUGAUUUCUUCUGUACGAGGAGUCCCUGCCUGGACGACAGUCACUUUGAGGAGAGAACGAAACUAGUUCUUUGUUGUAGUCCGGAUUGUGGUUUUUUAUUUCCGUAUGAAGUUGUAUAAAAAAAUUAUGCA